GAUACCAAACACUCCUCAAGUAACGCAACACUCUUUUCCCAUCUCUUUCUUCUCCCUGUUUCGCCAUUUUCCUUUUGGGUUUUUUUCUCUCAAAACAAAUAAAAGGUUUGGUGCUUGUGGUGGUGGGCAAACAUGGCAGCAUCUGGUAGAUUAUAUGGGUUGGUGGUGAUGGUGGUUGUGGUGGCAUUUUUGGUCGGCCACGGCGGCCAAAAGGUUGCAGCCGAGAUGGACCACGUGGUAGGAUCUGAUCGUGGCUGGGACCCUUCUUCUGAUUUGGCUUCCUGGUUAUCUGGCAGAGAGUUCAGGGUUGGUGAUAAAAUUUGGUUCACCUACUCAGCAGUCCAGGGGAGAAUCGCCGAGGUGAAGAGCAAGGAGGAAUACGAGUCGUGCGAUCUGAGUAACCCCAUCAAGAUGUACACGGACGGAUUAGAAGUGAUCUCAUUGGCGGAGGAAGGGAUCCGGUACUUUCUAAGUAGCAAGCCAGAGAACUGCAAGAGAGGACUGAAGCUACAUGUGGAGGUGAUGCCCAAGGAGAGCCCUCGGAUUGAGGUAUCAUCAGACUCGGCAGGGUUUGAAGCACCCAGCCCCUCUGCCUCGACUCCUCUUGUUGGCGGAAGCUUUAUGCUGUCGUUGGUGGUUUUGGCUUUCUAUGUGGGUUUUUAGCGGCCAUUUCUUAUUUUCUUUUCACAGUCGAUGAUAAUGGAUAUGAGCGCAGACUGUGGAACAGGGUUAUAUAAAGAACUAGAAAUAUUACGUAAUGUCAUGUGGAUUUUACUUUGAUUAUGUCGAAAUUUGAUACCCUCUGUUACUUUUU
This is a messenger RNA of Carica papaya (papaya), 814 nucleotides long. Its product is annotated as uclacyanin 1-like. Gene Ontology annotation, molecular function: electron transfer activity. The record is from RefSeq and is a predicted model, not a curated record. Gene Ontology annotation, cellular component: plasma membrane. Lineage: Eukaryota; Viridiplantae; Streptophyta; Magnoliopsida; Brassicales; Caricaceae.